Molecule: messenger RNA, 2682 nt
Organism: Aureobasidium vineae
Lineage: Eukaryota; Fungi; Ascomycota; Dothideomycetes; Dothideales; Saccotheciaceae
Source: the annotation of a GenBank genome assembly
AUGUCCUCGAAUCAAAAGCCGAGAGAAUGGCGAACAACCAUCUCUGACCAGGAAUACCUUAUAUCGACAGACCUGAACAACAUCUCACACGACUUCGUCAACAAUGCUUACUCCAGCGACGACAUGUACUGGGCCAAAGCUAUGCCUGCUGCCAUCCUCCGCAACAUGCUAUCCAAUUCACUUGUGAUGGGAGUGUACGCAGUGCAACCAUCGUUUCCACCAGCCAAGACAGCAGAGGAACCAUCAUCACCAGACACACCUUCUCCCACACUUGAGGACCCAUCAUUCUACUUCUCGAACGAGUUUCAGGGAAACGGAGCUGGAGCAGAGAAGCUGGAACAGGUGGGAUUCGCUCGCUUUGUCACAGACCAUGUCACGGUCUUCUACUUGACCGAUGUCUAUGUUGCGCCAGAUUCUCGAGGCAAAGGACUAGGGAAAUGGUUGAUUUCGUGCUGUCGAGAGAUUCUUGAUUCAAAACCGCAUCUGAUGAGAGCGAUGCUCAUGGCUUCGCCAGGGGAAGGCAAGGAUUUCUAUGAGAAGAACCUAGGUAUGCGCGACAUGCAGGAAGAGGCUGCUGAGGGGCAUAUACUCGCCAUGACAAGGAAGCGAAACCAUCUCGCUCAUGUCUCGAGCGUAUCCAGAAUUUCUGCUGUUUCCAAAAUCUCGAGGCCCUACAACGCAGCUCUCAUCACCAGAAGCCUGCACCAGACCAGUCAAUGGAAGCAGCAAAAUGCCGCCGUGGCUGAGGACGAAGGCCUUGGUUUCCAGUCCGAGCAAAACGACAACGGUCCCAUCACAACCUUCGCCGAACUGGGCAAGAGGCAGCUGGUCAGCAAAGGAGUUGUCCAGACUCUGAUCAAGGACAUGGGCCUCGAAAACAUGACCGAAGUCCAGACGGCAACAAUCAACCAGGCUCUGAAUGGCAACGACAUCCUCGCCCAGGCCAAGACCGGUACCGGCAAGACCCUGGGCUUCCUGAUCCCUGUUCUGCAGAACAUCCUCAAGACCGACUCUUCUCUGGGCGAGCGCAGCAGAGGCUACGCCGCUCGCAGAGGCAACAGGACCACCGCCGACGAUAUCCGCGCCAUCAUUGUCUCGCCAACCCGUGAGCUGGCCGAACAAAUUGCCGUCGAGGCAAAGCGUCUCGUCGCAAACACUUCGGUCAUUGUACAGACGGCAGUAGGAGGAACACAAAAGUCCGCUGGUCUGCGCGCCAUCCAGCGCCAAGGUUGCCACAUCUUGGUCGGUACCCCCGGUAGACUAAAGGACAUCUUCAGCGACAAGUACUCUGGUGCCGACCGUCUGCUCGACCAGGGUUUCUGGCCCGAGAUCCAGGAGAUCAUGAACCUUUUGCCCAAGCCCGAGGAGAAGAGCCGUCAGACUCUCAUGUUCAGUGCCACCGUGCCCAACGAGGUGCAGAGGCUGGUCAGAGAAACCCUGAGACCCGGUUUCGACUUUGUCAAGACUGUGCGCGACGACGAGGAGCCUACCCACGCUCGUGUUCCUCAGCAUCUUGUCACUGUCAAUGGUCUGGAGAAUACCGUCCCUGCUAUUGUUGAGCUGUGCAAGAACGCCAUUGCCGAUGCCUCUGAGCCUGACGCUCGCCCCUUCAAGGCUAUUGUCUACUUCAACUCGACUGCUGAAGUUACAUUGGCUUCUGCCGCUCUCACCGAGCUUCCCAUCGACGAAGACUCGAUCCAGCCUCAGCAAGACACUCGCAGUCGUUCCCGUACUGUUCCAAGUGCUCUCUACCCUGCUCGUGUUUUCGAGAUCCACUCGCGCUUGAGUCAAGCCCAGCGUACCCGUGCUUCCGACAACUUCCGCAAGUGCUCUUCUGGUAUCUUGGUAUCCUCCGAUGUCACUGCCCGUGGUAUGGACUUCCCCAAUGUUACUCACGUUAUUCAAGUUGGUAUUCCUCGCGAUCGCGAGACUUAUAUUCACCGUAUCGGCCGUACCGCUCGUGCUGGUAAGGAGGGUCAAGGUUGGUUGAUCUCACCUAUGAUCGAGGCUCAGGAUCUCCCUCGCAAGCUCAGAGAUCUUCCUCUGAAGAAAGACACUUCCCUGGCUACCGCAUCCGUCGACAUGACCCGUGAAGCAGACGUCCCUAGGUCUGCCGCUACUAUUCUGGCCCAGGUCGCCGAGGCAUACAAGCGUAUUCCCAUGCAGGCUAAGGGCGAUGCCUACAGAGGCUACAUCGGCACUUACGGCUUCAUUCGCAAGAAGGCUCUUGUCAAGGCUAUCAACAAUCUCUCCCGCUACGCCUGGGGCAUGUCCACUCCUCCAGAGAUUUCAUCCGCUCUUGCUAGACGCGUUGGCCUCACAAGAGUGCCCGGCUUGAACAUUGACGGAAGAAUCAUUGAGGGCAACAUCGACGACGUUGAUGACAGACCCAUUCGCAGCAAUGAUAACGGCUUCGGCUAUGGCGGCGGCCGCAACCGUCCAUACUCCAGCGACCGCAAUGAAAGCGGCCGCGGAGGCUUCGGUCGUGGCGGCUUCGGCGGCGGUCGUGACAAUGAUCGCAGAGGUGGCUUCGGUGGUGACCGUGGUGGCUUCAGCAGAGGCGGCGAGCGUGGCGGCUUUGGUGGUGAGCGCAGAGGUGGAUUCUCCAGCAGAGGAGGCGACAGAAGCUUCGGCGGAGAAAGCAGAGGCGGCUUCAGCAGAGGAGGUGGUGAUCGAUACUAA